Messenger RNA from Caenorhabditis remanei, 429 nucleotides. RefSeq lists its product as uncharacterized. The transcript has 2 exons. Bases 1 to 429 code for a protein of 142 amino acids. NCBI's taxonomy places the organism in Eukaryota, Metazoa, Nematoda, Chromadorea, Rhabditida, Rhabditidae. The record is from RefSeq and is a predicted model, not a curated record.
AUGAAUUUCAUACCGCUGCAAUACGAAAGUUUGAAAGCUGUCCUGAUUCAUAUAGAUGCUAACAUUCGAUUCAAAAUAUCCCAACGACUACCCACAAUACGCAUUACGGAAAAAUUAGUACCACUCAGAGUACGAAGUUUGAAACUUGACGAGUUUUGCACCAUUGUCAAUGACACUAAGUAUCAAUUGGACAUCUAUCGGGAGUUCGAUUCUGGUGAGAACAUAUUACAGCAAAUCAAGAUGGAGAACGAUUUUGGGGGAGUCAAAUCAGAUCUGGAUCAAUACGGUUUCCGAAUCUCACCUGGAAAUUCUGUGUGGACUCCUGGCGACGUUUCAUUUCGAGAUAUGAUCGGUCAUGACUUUCCAUUCGACACGAUCAUUAUUGAACGAAUGAUUCGAGAAGAGUUGAAAAGAAGGCUUUGCUACUAA